This is a messenger RNA of Fusarium redolens, 1330 nucleotides long. RefSeq lists its product as uncharacterized. The transcript is spliced from 3 exons. The record is from RefSeq and is a predicted model, not a curated record. The coding region runs from base 168 to 1136 and encodes 322 amino acids. Lineage: Eukaryota; Fungi; Ascomycota; Sordariomycetes; Hypocreales; Nectriaceae.
UGUCAAACAAUUCGUCAGCAGCAACUUCCGAAUUUCACUGCUUCAUCAUCCCAUUUGACAAAAUAAUCAUCAUCCUUACAAACACGGUCGGCUCCAAUGUCAACCAAUUGAACUACACUCCCAUAUUUUGUCUUGGCGUUCGCUUCAAUUAACGCCCACCAACCAAAAUGUCGUUCUUGUUGAAUAUGGUCCAUGGCAAAUUCACCACAAUACCACCACAAGAAGAAGAUUGCACAGAUAAAGUAGUUAUAAUCACUGGCGGGAAUGGCGGUAUUGCCCUUGAGGCAGCGCGACACUUUACCCAACUCAACGCUGCUAAAGUCAUUCUCGCUUGUCGCAAUCUUGAAAAAGGUGAACAUACAAAGAAAGAUAUUGAAGAGACAACUGGAAAACACAAUGUCAUCGAGGUCUGGCACUUGGAUCUUGCGUCGCAUGAUAGUGUUCGCGAGUUUGCAGCUCGUGUCAAUAAGUUAGACCGACUGGAUGUCUUGAUCAACAAUGCGGGUCUUCUUCUCUUUAAGCGUGAGCUUAUCGAAGGGCACGAGUCGAUGCUGAGCGUCAAUGUCAUCUCUACAGCUCUUCUUACGCUUCUUGUUCUUCCUGCUCUGAGACAGACGUCGACGAGGUUUAACACUAUUCCUCAUAUUGUGAUUGUGUCCUCUGACGCUGCAUUUGAGGGUCGCCUUCCUGCACAAGAGCCAAACAUCGUCAAAGCUCUUGAUGAGCAGACCAGCGUCCUUGAACACUACAACAAGACAAAACUCGUUCAACUCAUAUUCAUGACGCAACUUGCCAAAGCUAUUGAGGCAUCUGGAAAAGGCUAUAUCAUUGUCAACGGCGUACAUCCUGGCUUCUGCAGCACGCCGCUCUUCAAUAACACGCCCUUCCCGUUCAACCUUAUAUUUACAGGCCUUCUUGCGCUUUUUGGACGGACUCCGGAGGUGGGAUCCCGUGCAUUGCUGGCUGGAGCGUUUGCAGAUGAGAGUUUGAACGGAAAGUUUAUGUCUAACGGCGCUUUUCAUGAACUACCAAAGACUUUGCAGGGAGAUGAUGGGGAGAAGAUGUGUAGACAGGUCUGGGAGGAAUUGAUUGGGAUUUUGGAGGAGAUUGAGCCUGGCGUAACAAAGAAAAUCUAGGAUCAGAAUUAACCGUUUGAUGGAGAGAAUUCGGACAGCUCGACAUGUGGUAUAUGAACUCUCAACCAGUAAAUGUAGUGGUAAUGGCCCCAUCAGUGUGCAUUUAACUAUCAACGACUGUCACACUUCUAAGCCGCGGAACUUAUAGGUAAGGUAGUCAGAAGUGAUAACAUAAUAUGAAAGACUUGGUAAGA